CAGCGGUAAUUUUCCUUGUGGUCAAAGCGGGAGGGUCCAACCCCUAGGGACCGGGAGCGGGCGAGCGGCGGACUUUGGAGUCGCGGAGCAACCGCGAUCCAGACGGCGGCGAUGGACGGCGACGGGGUCGAGGCGGGCACAACGGCGGCAUGGAUCGAGAGGCACCAGCAGAUGUACGAGCGGGCCACGCGGCACCCGUUCACCGUCUCCAUCCGCGACGGCACCAUCGACCUGUCCACCUUCAAGCGCUGGCUGAGCCAGGACUACCUGUUUGUGAGGGAAUUUAUCGCAUUUGUAGCUAGUGUACUGCUCAAGUGUUGCAAACAAGAAAGCUCAGACAUGGAAAUUAUCUUGGGUGGAGUAGCUUCUCUCAGUGAUGAGCUCUCUUGGUUCAAGAAUGAAGCUGCCAAAUGGGGUAUUGAUCUAGCUAGUGUUUCACAGCUCAAAUCUAACACGGAGUACCACAGGUUUCUUCGAAGCUUUACAGAGCCAGAGGUUAUCUAUGCUGUUGCUGUAACUACCUUCUGGAUAAUUGAAACCGUGUACCAGGACAGCUUCGGUUUCUGCAUAGAAGAAGGUAAUAAGACGCCACCGGAGCUCCUGGGCACCUGCCAGAGAUGGGGCAGCGCUGAGUUUAAACAGUACUGCCAGUCUCUGCAGAGAAUCGCGGAUCGCAGCUUGGCAAACGCGCCAGCUGAUGCUGUCAAGAGCGCUGAAGAGGCCUUCGUCAGGGUACUCGAGCUGGAAAUUGGUUUCUGGGAAAUGAGCUCUUCUCAGUCUUAAGUGGCAACGUAUACUCGAACGAAAUAAAUGGCUGCGGCCGCAGACCCAAGCAUGAAACAUGUACUGUAUUUUUACCUGUAGAUUGGUUUCACAUAACUCCUGUAUCGUUGUCACCUGACAAGUACAUUACCCUUCGGGCUCGGACAUAAAGAACUGAAAUAAUGUUGCCAUCUGAUAUCCAAAUACCGUGUCCAAUCUCAACAGAUUACAACUUCUGACACUGCAGUAUUAUCCAGACAUAUAUUGCAAUUUCUUCGUGUACUAAUUAAUUGGACAAAGACUCUUAAAUUCGUGGCAUAAACAAGACGUUACAUCUGCGAUAUUUCACAGCGUAUCACAUAUACAGAUAUACUCCUAGUAAAAUCAUGUUCCAGAAGCACACCAACAAACAUAUUCCUAAUGAUUGUUACAUCUUUGCCUUGGGAUUACAGUAGGAGCUCCUAAAUAUUUCUUGUAAAUAACAAACCAAUAGACAAACCUCGCUUUAUUGCAAACCAAGCCAGAUGAAA
Panicum virgatum (switchgrass) is the source of this 1292-nucleotide messenger RNA. RefSeq names its product bifunctional TENA2 protein-like. Bases 112 to 783 code for a protein of 223 amino acids. NCBI's taxonomy places the organism in Eukaryota, Viridiplantae, Streptophyta, Magnoliopsida, Poales, Poaceae. The transcript has 3 exons. The record is from RefSeq and is a predicted model, not a curated record. Gene Ontology annotation, cellular component: cytosol.